This is a messenger RNA of Spinacia oleracea (spinach), 1006 nucleotides long. RefSeq lists its product as uncharacterized. The coding region runs from base 384 to 740 and encodes 118 amino acids. Gene Ontology annotation, cellular component: cytoplasm; nucleus. Lineage: Eukaryota; Viridiplantae; Streptophyta; Magnoliopsida; Caryophyllales; Amaranthaceae. The record is from RefSeq and is a predicted model, not a curated record. The transcript has 6 exons.
CCGCACGUGCAUAUAGGAUAAUGAAACUGUAAAUUGAGAAGAAGAAUAAAAAAAAGUCCCUCUUCUUCAUCACCUCCUUUCCUCCUACAAACCAAAGCUACAAUCCAUGAAAAAGCCUGCAUAUUUUCAUCUUCCCCCUUCUUCCCAAAUCAAACUUAAUUAAUUUACUCCAUAAUAUUAGUUCCCCCUUUUCUUUUGGGGAAGAACAAUAAUUUAAAUUGCAGUAAAAAUUCUCAAAUGAAGUAUGUAAAGAUAAUAGCUUUAUUAGAUUUAGAAAAUACCAAAAUCUCAGCUUCAGAUGGAACACAAUGAUCACACUGCUACCACCACUUUCAAGUUUAGGGUUGUCAUUGCUGUUAGAUGUGACCUAAUUGGGAUUAAUUAUGACGAAGGAUUAUUACAAGAUUUUGGAAGUUGAAUACGAUGCAACUGACGAGGAUAUACGAUUAAGUUAUCGAAAGCUCGCUUUGAAAUGGCACCCGGACAAACACAAGGACGAUAGUGUUGUUACCGCCAAAUUUCAAGAUAUUAAUGAAGCUUAUAGAGUAUUGAGUGAUCCUGGAACACGGCUUGAAUAUGAUCUAAGUGGGGAUUAUGAGAUUGACAAGUACUCUUUGCCGGAAUAUCUUGCCAGGUUCAAAGGAAUGAUACUCACCUGCAAUGGUCUUGGCAUCAAUCACUCUUCUCUUUGGACUCAUUCUCACCACCUCAAGGAAGCAAAUGAUUGUGAAGACGAGUAAAGUUUGAGCGUCAAACUACAAUUUUAACGAGUAUGAUCCCCUGUGAUUAGCCGAUACUUAGGUAAGGGAGGGCGGGAAAAAGGACCAAGUUGUUGUUGUACAACAGUGUAGAGAAUCCGAGAAUGAUUAUACGAGUAUUAUAGCAUUUGAGGGUUAUUAUGUUACAAACACAUGCAUGUUAAGGAUUGAACUGGCUUUAGAGUAGUAAUGCCAAAGUUCAGUAAUUGCUUUAUCAAUAGAAAAAGAAUCCAUUCUGUCUUAACAAA